AUGUCCGCCCCUGCAACGAGGUUCGCAGUGUCACCAUUCCCAGAAAGGACUCCUCAAUCUCGAACGAUUCGUACCGCAGCAUGUUUAAUUAUUGGAGACGAAAUUUUGAAUGGAAAGACUCAAGAUACAAACUCACACUAUUUCGCCAAAUUUUGUUUUGGCCUUGGGAUCGAUCUGAAGCGUAUCGAGGUCAUAGCUGAUGACGAAAAAGAGAUCAUCGAAGCAAGUCGGCGGCUUGUGUCCCAAUUCGACUUGGUCGUCACGUCUGGAGGCAUCGGGCCAACGCAUGAUGACAUCACCUAUGAAUCAUUGGCCAAAGCCUUUGGACAGGAAUUGAAGUAUCACGAAGAAACUCAGCAUCGAAUGGGGGAGAUGAGCAAACAUCGAUCGGAUCUCGAUAACCAAACCGAAGCGCAGAAUAUAGCUCGAUUGCGAAUGACUCUCUUCCCUGCUGACGCUGAAGUGUUAUUCGUUGCUGAAGAUUUAUGGGUGCCAGUCGUACGUCUAGAGAAGAAGCUCUGCAUAUUACCUGGCGUUCCUAGCAUCUUCAAACGAUUGCUCGAAGGACUCAAACCGUAUGCUCUCUUACCUGACUCUGCUGAUAAACUCUUCCGACUGCUUGUUCGCACGGAGAUGGCUGAAUCUCUUAUCGCACCGUUCUUAACGGACUUGUCGAUUCGUGUUAAGCCAGAAGGGAUUCGAAUUGGUUCAUACCCUGAGUUUCGGAAGAACGUUACAGUCUCCCUCGUGGGGAAGGAUGUUGAAAGGCUUAGGAGACUCGGAGAGGAGCAAGAAAUGCAUAGAAAUGGUCAUCUGCCCUGA
Molecule: messenger RNA, 822 nt
Organism: Cantharellus anzutake
Lineage: Eukaryota; Fungi; Basidiomycota; Agaricomycetes; Cantharellales; Hydnaceae
Product: MoaB/Mog domain-containing protein
Exons: 7
Coding region: 1-822 (273 amino acids)
Source: RefSeq, a predicted model, not a curated record